Lotus japonicus is the source of this 1610-nucleotide messenger RNA. Its product is annotated as SEC14 cytosolic factor. The record is from RefSeq and is a predicted model, not a curated record. The transcript has 11 exons. Bases 353 to 1366 code for a protein of 337 amino acids. NCBI's taxonomy places the organism in Eukaryota, Viridiplantae, Streptophyta, Magnoliopsida, Fabales, Fabaceae.
CCACUUUUUUUCUUUGCAAUGUUGACCCCUCAAGUUCCUACACACACAUGAAGUUCCUACAAAGUCCAAAACAACCUCCACCUUCUCCAUUGCUUUGAGCCUUUCCUUUCUCACAGAGGCAAGCACAGGAGAAAACAAAGCUUGCAUUUGUACAAGGGUUUGGCACUACCCUUCUGCCUAACCUUCCUUUUCUGUCUCCAACCCCCUAUUGGUCAAUCAAUCAGAUUUAAUAUUCUUUUGGCUUGUACCUAGUUGGGGUAGUAGUAUAAACUUUAAAGGAUCUUGUUUUCAAAACCCAGUUGCAGAUUUCCCUUUUUUUCAGUAUAGAGUUGCUUGAGAAGUGAAUAAGAAGAUGGGUGUUGGAAAUCAGGAGGCAAUCAAGCAGUUGCAGACCCUGAUGGAAAAUGUGGAUGAGCAGCAGAAGAACACAUUCCAGAUUAUGCACCAGGGCUAUGCAAAUGAAACAUUAGCAAGGUUUCUCAACGCUAGGGACUGGAAUGUUGCCAAAGCCCAUAAAAUGUUAAUUGAUUGUAUACACUGGAGAGUGGAAAAUGAGAUUGACAAAGUUUUAGAGAAGCCUAUCCCUGUGGAUUUGUACAGAGCUGUGCGAGAUUCUCAACUCAUAGGAAUUUCAGGUUACUCGAAUGAGGGUCUACCAGUCAUUGCUGUGGGUGUUGGGCUCAGUACAUAUGACAAAGCAUCUGACAAACACUAUAUACAGUCACACAUCCAAAUUAAUGAAUAUAGAGAUCGUGUGGUCUUGCCAACAGCUACAAAGAAGCAUGGACGAUACAUUGGCACCUGUGUGAAAGUCUUGGAUAUGUCUGGUUUAAAAUUCUCAGCACUGAAUCAAUUGAGGCUUCUGACUGCUAUAUCUACAGUAGAUGACUUGAACUACCCAGAAAAGACAGACACAUACUAUAUAGUUAAUGCACCAUAUGUUUUCUCAGCAUGUUGGAAGGUUGUGAAGCCUCUUUUGCAAGAAAGAACAAGGAGGAAAAUCCAGGUGCUGCAAGGUUCCGGGAAGGAGGAAUUACUGAAGAUAAUGGACUAUGCAUCCCUCCCACACUUUUGCAGAAAAGAAAAUUCCAGGUCAUCCCGACAUCACGCUGCAGAAACAAACACCGACAAUUGUUUCUCCUUUAAUCAUGUCUUCCAUCAACAACUCUAUAACUUCAUCAAGAAGCAAGCUAUGAUUAUGCAGUCCAUAUCACCAGUCAGACAGGGGUCUUUCUAUGUAGACAUACCUGAGCCAGAUCCUGAUGAUGCCAAAAUAGCCAAGACCAUAGAAGCUGAGCUCCACAAAUUGGAAAAUCAGAAUGGCUUUACCAACUCACUAAAUGGUCUUGCUAUUAAUGGGCACUGAAAGCUAGUUCAACUGUUUUCAGUCACCUUAAGACUUCUGAGUUCUGAGCCACUUUUAUUCCUUGACUUCUUACUGAUAUCUUUUGGAUAAGGAGGGUAUACUUGUUCUCUAUAAGGGUUAUACCCAGGUAUUAGAUGUAAUAUUGGAAUUUUGCAUCAACUAGAUGCAAAUUUCACCAUACAGAAACCUUAAUCUAAUUUCUAUAACUACUAUGAGAUGAGCAUAUGAUAAUAUUUGAUAGAAA